AUGUCGACUCCCGCUAAAAGAAGACUAAUGCGUGAUUUCAAGCGCAUGCAACAAGAUGCACCUAGUGGUGUAUCAGCAUCGCCAUUGCCUGAUAAUGUGAUGUCUUGGAAUGCUGUAAUUAUAGGGCCUGCCGAAACACCCUUUGAAGAUGGAACUUUUCGUUUAGUUCUACAAUUUGAUGAACAAUAUCCCAAUAAACCGCCCACUGUUAAGUUCAUUAGCGAGAUGUUCCAUCCAAAUGUGUAUGCACUGGGUGAGCUAUGCUUAGAUAUUUUACAAAAUAGGUGGUCCCCAACAUACGAUGUUUCGAGUAUAUUAACAUCUGUUCAGUCUUUACUCAAUGACCCAAAUAUUAGCUCUCCAGCGAAUGUGGAGGCUGCAAAUCUAUACAAAGACCAUAGAUCUCAAUACAUUAAAAGAGUCAGAGAAACAGUAGAAAAGAGUUGGAUUGAAGAUGAUGAAGAUGAUGAGGAUGACGAGGAUGACGAUGAAGACAUUGCUGAGGCAAGUUAA
Molecule: messenger RNA, 513 nt
Organism: Priceomyces carsonii
Lineage: Eukaryota; Fungi; Ascomycota; Pichiomycetes; Serinales; Debaryomycetaceae
Gene: RAD6
Product: E2 ubiquitin-conjugating protein
Exons: 1
Coding region: 1-513 (170 amino acids)
Biological process (GO): DNA repair; proteasome-mediated ubiquitin-dependent protein catabolic process; protein polyubiquitination
Cellular component (GO): HULC complex
Molecular function (GO): ubiquitin conjugating enzyme activity
Source: RefSeq, a predicted model, not a curated record